CUCAGUCUCCUCUCUUCAUAUUCUUUGGUUUUGCUCACCAUGUUCAGAUUUUUUUUUGUUGUCGUCUAUGUUGCCCUUCGUACUGUCAAUGGAGGACCCCGUGCACCUACCCGCACGCUCACAUUUCUCUUACAUUUCUCCAAUAGGUAGACCCUGGCAGGUAAAAGACGUCCUCCGGUGUCUAUGGCGACAGAAGCAUUUGCGCUGGCGGGCGACGACGACGACGACCUCGUAGCCCAGAACAACCUUCAGCGCUGUAACGCGUAACGACUUGCUUGUGUCUGGAAUAUCAAUCUUCACUAUCUUAGUCUCACAACCCGUUCGAGACCAUGGCGUCUCAAUCUGAAUUAUCACUGCACACGCAACACACGCGAAUCAGCACCAAAACGCUUUCGCAGUAUGACGGUCAUGCAGAGGGUCACCUCAAUUGCGUUGGCCUUCGUCACGGCUGGCGCCGUAAAUUCUCCGUCUCUCCGCCUGAAGUCGAGAUGUUAUCGUACGCUCACCUCGAAGCCGUCCUCGAGCUUCCAACCUUACGCCUCCGCUCCUCCCACCUUCGCAUAUUCGUCGAAAACCCACCGGACUCUGGCACCUUCUCCAAGGUCCGCUUCUGGAAAGAUGAUGGUUCCCUCCAGUCCGUCCUUGUCAAGGAGUUUUUCGCCCACAGAAUGCAGGAUGGCAUCGUGACCGUGCUGGACGUGAGGGACGGAAAUGACAGGGAGGAUACUCUGAGUAUCAGGAGUGGCUUUACAGGAUCGAUGGGAGCCGGGAUGGGGAAGGUGGGGAGGUCAGCAGGACAGACCAAGGAGUGGAUCAAGGAAAAGAGGAGGGCAGUGAGUAGGAUGGCGAGUACCUCGGGGAGCAGGGGUGGGCAGACGCCUGGGCCAGUGGACGAUGAUGACGACGACGAUGAGCAUGACGAGUCCCUCCCGCCUACGCCUGCGCCCGCACCGUCUACCUCCCGUUUCGGCGCUCUCAUGUACGCCAUUGGUCUCAAAUCCGAAGCCCCGCUACCCCCGCCCCCGCCUCCCAAGACCGAAGCACAACUUCUUGUUGAGAAGAAAGAGGAAGAAGACAACUUGCGUAAGCGCGGAUGGAUGCCCCCUAUCAUUCGGCGCAUCACUAAAAAAUCCACUGGCACGAGAUCCAACCGCUCUCUCCGUUCCCGCCUCGAUGAAGCCAAUCCGUUCUUCUCACCUUCGGAGCGCAAUCUCCUACGUAACAAGAAGUCGAAGACCGGAGAGGACGAGCACAUCGGCGGGGACAUCGCUGGUUCGAGUACUGCUGUCAAUGAUACCGCGACCGGGACUAUUAAGGGGAAGAGCACCAGUGUUGGAUUCGGGCUUGGUGGAUUGAGUUUGUCGAGGAAGAAGACGAAUGCGAGUGGGACUGCGAAUGGGAAGUUCGUGGAGGAUAUUGGGGACGGGGAAGAGGAUGCGGAGGCGAUGGAGGAGUUUUCGAUCGUCGAGGGGGAUGACGACAUGGAGGCUAGCAACGGGGUACAGGGGAAGGACAAGAAGAAGUGGCGUCGUCUGUUGGGUAGUAGGGACCAUCUUCCUGCUGAGAAACCGGACAAGGGUAAGGGUAAGGCGUUCACUGGCGCGCAGGUCGUUUCGCAGCCGAAGGACGCGUUCCCGAACACCUCAUUCGAGGACGGGACUCGCAGUGUGAGGGCGAGCGGUGAAGGUAGCAGGAGCGGGAGCGCUGCCGGCAGUAUCGAUUAGGCCUCGCACUGAACACUUAAAGACGGAGCGUGGUUCUGUGGCGGUAAUCCUCGAUGUUCAAUCUUCUAGUUCGCGUUUUUUGUGGAUGAGUGUACGGUAGGACAUCACGUCUUUUUCGAUUGAUUUAUACCGCCCCGUUUGCAGCUCUAUUCCUUUUUUCUAUUGUUUGGGUUGCGUCUGUUGUCCUUGCCUUCUCCAAAAUCUCACGAUCCUUACGUCUCUCUACGUCUCCCCCUUGAUAUGUGCUUCUCACAUUUGUCUCGAUCUCUCUGCUGUUGACCAUAUUACCCCUUGGAUUAUUUCUUCACUAUGGCCGUCUUUGUCACGGCUGUACAAUACCGUGCUCUUAUUUACGUACAUACCAUCUAUAUACUGCGUUGUCUAUAAUUAUUUCUUGGUCUUGGUCUCCUUGUUCUCGUCUCGAGUAUGCUCGCUCCGUCUGUAUUGCGAUCUUGCGAACCUCCAAACCCCCUCCCCGCUCAUUGACUUAAAGUUGCUUGGAUAUUGUUUGCGGUCGUUUAUCCUUUCCUUGUCGGUUUCCGAUGGUUGGGUACAUACUUUCGUGGUUGUGGAUACUAUGCGCUUCCCUAAUUUACAACCCUG
Messenger RNA from Stereum hirsutum FP-91666 SS1, 2327 nucleotides. RefSeq lists its product as uncharacterized. The transcript is spliced from 6 exons. Lineage: Eukaryota; Fungi; Basidiomycota; Agaricomycetes; Russulales; Stereaceae. The record is from RefSeq and is a predicted model, not a curated record. The coding region runs from base 330 to 1724 and encodes 464 amino acids.